AUGCUUCGUCCUCCUCAUGAUGAAUCACCAAUUGUAGAUAGUCUGAUUUUAGCUGUGUUAGCUUCGCUAAAUGUUCCUGAAGAAAAGACAAUAAAAAGUUUUGAAAACAAUUCUGGAAGUUUUGAAGCUGAAUUAGAAUACGUAAAAAAUCUACUCGCUUUACAAAAUAUCAAUGAACAUAGUGGUGAUAAUGCAUAUGUGGUUCAAAAUAAAAAAACUUAUCGCUUCCAUUGUCACCGUGCAGAUCUAGAAACUCCUUCAGGUAUAAAAAAACCAUCAUUAAAACUUGUAAUUAGCCAUGCCUUUAGUUUUACUAAAGAUGAAAUGUUUGAAAAUCAAGAAAAAACUCUUCCAACCCCCCAAAAAAUAGAACAAUCCAGAAUUUCAGAUCCAAAUGAUCAUUUUGUAUGGGAUGACUUACUUUGUAUGUGUAUGUCUAAGAAAAAGUUUAUGCAUGAUGAGGUAUAUAGUGCAAUCCAAGCAACAAUAGCAUGUGUCCAAAUGAAAAUGAGAACAUGGAUUCUUAAACAUAUUAAUUCAGAUGGAGGACUUUUCUUUGAUAUGGGUUCAAAAUUAAAUCUUGCAGAUUAUAAAAUCAAUAUAAUUGAGCAUGGAGGAGAAGAAGUAAAAUUAAUUACCUUGAUGAAUCAAACGGUUACUGAGAAUUUAAUACAUUAUGAUGAAGUCGAUUUUCUCCCAUUCCCUCCAAAUGUAAUCCUGCCAAAAACAAAUUUCUUUAAUCUUUUCUUAGGAUUUAAAGCUCAACCAGCAACUGAAAUUAAUUUUGAUCUAAUUAAUCCAAUAAUUUGGCAUGUAGAAAAUAUUUGGUGUAAUGGAGAUAAAAUUCUUUCAGAUCCUAUUCAAGGACGAAAACUUAUUAUUAUGAAUGAAACGGGAAUGGCCAGUGGAGAGUGGCAUAAGGCAAAUGAUCACUUAAAACCUCUUAUUACAGAAGAUUAUAUUUCGAUUGAACAUAAAGGUAUUUUCCCACUUCGGGUUGAAAUUGGAGAUGGGCGUAUUGUUGCUUUAGAUGUAUCCCCUCAAUGUAAAGGCAAUAAUGAAUAUUUUAAACAACUUUCUAAAAUACUUGGACAUACUGACACACCAGGCUCUUUUAUGUCGUAUUUACUCAGUCUUGAUCUUUUGGAUGAUUGGAAUCCUCAACACAAUAUUCCUAAGACUAAAAUGAAGAUGGAAAUGAUGCAAGACCAAUUACCCAACCCCACUUGA
Molecule: messenger RNA, 1230 nt
Organism: Entrophospora candida
Lineage: Eukaryota; Fungi; Glomeromycota; Glomeromycetes; Entrophosporales; Entrophosporaceae
Source: the annotation of a GenBank genome assembly